Molecule: messenger RNA, 1001 nt
Organism: Arachis stenosperma
Lineage: Eukaryota; Viridiplantae; Streptophyta; Magnoliopsida; Fabales; Fabaceae
Product: two-component response regulator ARR5-like
Exons: 5
Coding region: 166-807 (213 amino acids)
Biological process (GO): cytokinin-activated signaling pathway; phosphorelay signal transduction system
Source: RefSeq, a predicted model, not a curated record
CCCAUUUAGUAUUCACUAAUCUAUGCGCGUCGCUUUCUCUCUCCAUUCUUUCUCCAUACUUAAACACCACACCAUCUUCAUUUCUUCUCCUUCUUGUGUCCCUUCAACACAUUUUCUCUCUUCUCAUCAAAAUCUCUCUUGGGUUUCUGAUUUUAUUUAUUGGCUAUGGCUGGUGGUGAAGUUUUGAGGCAGAAUUUACCUGAGAAGCUUGAGGAAUCUCCUUCUGGUGCAAAUGAGCUUCAUGUUUUAGCUGUUGAUGAUAGUCUUGUGGAUAGAAAGGUCAUUGAACGCUUGCUCAAGAUAUCUUCUUGCAAAGUGACAGUGGUGGAGAGUGGAACUAGAGCUCUUCAGUAUUUGGGGUUGGAUGGGGAUAAGAAAAGCUCCAUUGGAUUUGAUAGUGUGAAGGUUAAUUUGAUAAUGACUGAUUAUUCGAUGCCGGGGAUGACUGGUUAUGAUCUUCUCAAGAAAAUCAAGCAGGAAUCGUCUGUUUUUAGAGAGAUUCCAGUGGUGAUCAUGUCAUCGGAGAAUAUCUUGACUAGAAUUGAUAGAUGCUUGGAGGAAGGAGCAGAGGACUUUCUAUUAAAGCCGGUGAAGUUAUCCGAUGUAAGACGCUUAAAAGAUUUCAUCAUGAAGGGUGAAGUGAAGGAAGGAGAGAAAAGAUGCUGCAAAAGAUCGCGAUCCGAAGAUUGCAGCCCAUCGCCGAUGACUCAUCCCUGCGAUUCAUCGCUAUUGUCAUCGUUGUCUUCGUCUUCAGUACUUUCACCAUUGUCACCAUCUACCUUGUCCUCCAAGAAAUCCAGAUUGUGAUAAAAUAUAAAGUAGCAUCCUAAAUGUAUGCACACAAGUUUUUGCUACACCAAUGUUCAAAUAGAACCUUUGUCGUGUAUCUUGUAUUUGUUCUAUCCCCUGUACUAUUGCUUAUAGUAUGUACAUGGAUUAAGAAUGAAAAAAGAGAAAAAGAAAAUUGAGUAAAAUCAGAAUCACUGAUUCUUUUGCCCCAA